CGAUGGAGGACCAGAAACUGUGUUAUUUGUAUGUAUUUUAAUUAUUAUUAUUCAUGAAUAAUAUAAUGUUGGUACCUACAUAUCAAUCAUAUCAUGUCAAUAGGUAAUUAUUGUUUGAACAAUAAUUAUUAUUUUGAUAUGAUUAUUAUUAGGAGAUAGUACUUGUAAUUACUUUUGAUAAUGAGUAAUAAUACUUUUGUUAAUAAUUUUACUAUAUUAUUUUAAUAUAUUUUAUUAAAGUCAAAUUUUUUUAAAAAUUUUUUUUGGUCAGACACUUGGUUUUUAUAUUUUCUACAGGCAAAAAUCUUUCUAGUAUUUAAAUAAAAUUAUAUAAUGUAUUUCGUAAGUUUAUAUUUAUGAUCCAUACAGCCAACUUUAGCCCCAAAUUGUUAACCUCAGAAGUGGAGGACACUUAUUCACACCGGCAAGUACACUAAUGAAACUUGUUUAUAGCUUGGAAACAGCCAUAAUAUAUGUUCUAAAUAAUAAUCAAAUAAAUACAAAUAUUUUUGAAUAUGGUUAGUACUUUAUCAUUUUUAACAAUGUAUUUUUUCCUAAACAUAUAUAUCAUAAAUAUGUAUGUGAUUCCCACCUUGGUUCUGGCAAAAAUACUCUAGCGUGUGCGAAGGCCUGUACAUGUUCUAUGGUUACAAUAUUAUCAUCCGGAUUCGAAUUCUUAUCGCUGUUAUCAAUAAUAAUUAUCAUUAACACAACAAUAGGUAAAUAAAGACAAACACAAAGUGCCCAACGAAAAUUACACGUACUCGUAAUAUUUAAAGCAAAUAUUGACUCAUAUAUUUUAUUAUGUAGUAAUUGUAGUAAAUAACAUCUGGUUUCUACGUGAAACGCAUGAGUGGAGUGUUUUUCGAAAUUCGGUUUAAUUUUAUAUCGUUAUGACGUGGGACCAUUAUUGUAACAUUUGUAACUCAACCUGUCACUGUACUUUGUCGAUUCCGUUUCAAAAGUCAUUGUCAAAGUGUUCGGCUUGGUGCCUGACAACAUUAGUGCUAGAAUACAAUUAGAUCAUAGAAUCAGACAGAAUAAUCAUUCUAUCGACCAUCAAGACAAUUAUGCUUGACGGCUUUGACUACGAGUACGCGCUUCGUGUUUCUGCGUCAACGUGUACAUGUGCCCAGUUUUUGUCCGGAUUGUGAGUACAGCACUAUUAAGGUGCAAUAAUUAAUAAACACGAUUUGGUUUUGUGACACCGGCCUUAAAAACUGCUACGGUACUGUUUUGGUACUGCAAUAUGUUAUUUCAUUAUUAAUAUUUAACAUACUAAUGACCACGAUAGCUAAUAAUUCACACUCACACUUUGUUUUACAGUUUGAUAUGUGUCAAUUUCAUGAAGAAAGGUAAAGUCUCAAACGAGUCUAUUGCGCCAUUUGUCACUGGAUUCUUGUCGUGAGUUUUUAAAACCUAAUUAUACCAUUGUUUCCAUAACACAUUUUUAACUUUAUUUACACUAAUAUAUAGAUAAUACUAUUAUAUAAACUCAAUAUUAUAAUAUUUUUAUAUUAGUUUGAUAUAAACUAUGUAAACAAUAUACAACUUAUUGCAAUUUGAUCAUUAGUCUUGUUAUGAUUUUUAUUUUAUGAACUCAAUUGUUAUAGGAGUUCAUUGUGGAUGUAUUAUGGUAUGCUACUAUCAAACAGAACAUUGGUGUCAGUAAAUGCGUUUGGCAGUCUGUUAUUUGCCACAUACACUUGGAUGUACUAUAAGUACACAACAAAAAAAGUAAGGUAUUUCGUAAAAUAAAUGUUUAAAAAUCAUUCACUUCUAUAAAACACUAGAAAUUAAUUACAAAUUAGUAAACAUAUUAUAGUUUAAGUUGUAGUAAAUUUAUUAAAUUUAUUAGUGUUAUCACAGUUGGACUAGUUUCUAAAGCCCCGGUCAUUAAUCUCUAUAAAGGUCCUAUCUCCAAAAAUCAGAUUUUAGUUAGUGACCCAUAUUUUAUGGAAUAGUACUGUAUUUCAAAAGUAUCUCGUUGUCCUGAAUAAAAUAAGUGUAUUUGGUUGUCACUAUAAUGGCUCCAGAUCACUGAUAAGACAAUAAUAAAAUGCCCCUAUAUUUUAUAUAGGUAUAUAGGUUUCUUUUUGUGUCUGUCACUAUGAAAUAUUUUUUGUUUUUUAUUCUCUGUAUUAUAGAACUAAAUCUAUAUAUUUAAUAUCUACCAUACUACUUACUAUAAAACAUAUUUCAGUUAAAUAAAAAAUAAAAAUAAAUUGUGCCUAAAAGAUUGUGUUUUAAGAAAAAUUUAUAAAAUUAAUUAAACUAUUAAAAAAUGUCAAAAGUGAUCAAAUGCUAGAAAGAUUGUUUUAUUUUUUUUUUUAACUAUACCUAAUAAUUAUAAAUUACAUUGUUUAAUUGUCAUUUAUAGAUACUUUUAAUUAAAAAUAGAUGUUUAUUCAUAAUAAAAAUUAACUUUUUUCAUAAUUCCGUAUUUUGUAUUUUAUAUUUGGCCAUCAAAACUAAAAUAUUUUUCUAACUACCAUUUUAUUCAGGGACUUUUUGUUUACAUCCUAAAAAGUUUUUCAAUAUUAGUCAGUAAUAGUAUUUCUAUAAUAUUUUAUGCUAUGUGAAAUUAAAUAUUAUAAUUUGGUUUUAAUAUUUUUUGAGUAUUUCUUGAGUACUUGGUAAUUUUAACACUAAUUUCUAAGCAUAAUACAUAUUAUUUAAACUAAAUGAUUGUUGAACCAUGACAUACAACAAUGGUUUGGUGAACUUUUUUACCUAUGAAGUCAACAAAAUUUAGAACACUCACUACAUAAAAACAAUUUUUUUUGUUAUAGAUAUUUUUCUUGCUUUAAAAAUUCUAACAUUUUCAAUUGUUAGGUAUAUCUAUAUAUAUAUUCAUAUGUAUAUUAGUGAUAUUUCUUAAUACACACUUCUCAAAUCUGUACCACACAAUUCAAAUUUUAAAUUACACACUGUGUCAGGGUUAAAUAAAGAAAUAGGGACCUCAGAUUAGAUUGUUAAAGCCCUUCUAAAGUUUAUAAACAUAUACCGGUUGAUGUAAAUCAAAAAUGUUGACACUAACGUUUAAUGAAGUAAUACUCUGCCUAUUUAUGGAAUUUUUAAUAUAGGUUCUCAUUUGAAAAACCAAAGUUGUAUGGUAUCAACACAGGAUACUCCUUAAACGUGAAAAAUUCAAGUAUUUGAAAAUAUUUUCCUUAACCACUUAAAAAUUAAAAAAAAAAAAAAGAAUUAAAAUAUAUGCAAAAUUUAACUAUAAAUUGUAUCUUCUGAUGCUAAACAAUUCUGAAUAAUUUCGAUAAAACCUAUGUCAAUGGCACAUGUCAGUGAAUCCAAUGUAACACCUGUGGUACAGCUUUUCUUAAUAAUCUACCUUUAUUCCUAUUACAAUUAUGGAAAGUUCAUGCUGCAAUUAUUAAGGAUAAAGCUUGAACUAAUAAUAUUUGAUGCUAUAAUGGUUGGAAUCAUUCAGUCAACUUGUUGGACAAAAUCAUCCAACAGUUUGGAUGAUGGUAAGUAAUAUAUAGUUGGAAAUAGCAGCAGAUUAAACCAAAUUGGCACAAGUCAUUAAAUAUUGAACAAAAGAAAAGAAAAAUUGAUGAAGACAUUAAAAAAAAAAUUAAAACAAACAAUUAUGUGUAACAUAAAUAAUAAAGUGUAACUACCAUCCUUGACAAAGUAUCUUCACUGGGAAGUCACUUCAAUCUGUUAUUCCUGUGUUGUAUAUUAUUGUAUCAAUUAGGCUUAUUGUUCAAAUUGUAACAAGUCUUUAAAUAAAGAAUCAUAUGAAAAAAAAAAUACUAAAUACUAUUAAAAAUAAGGAUAAAUAAUAUUUUAAUUUUAUUCAUCAUUGGCAAAAUCUAAAACAUAAGUCAUUAUUGGUAGCUUGGUACUUGUACCCUAUAGUAUGAAUCUUAUAAUAAUUUAAUAUACAGUUAACAUAUAUUUUUUUAAUUUACUCAUAAGAAUAUUGGCAUAUCUUAGCCAUUAUAAUUUCAAACUUUAAAUCAGUAAAUACAUUUUUAGCAUAUUUUAUUCUUAAGAAUAAUUUAAUAUUUUUGUAUAUUCUUUAGAAACGUGUUGUGCACUGUGUGAUAUCAGUUGUAGCUUUCAUUUUUUGGAUUGUAUACAUUACUGACACAACUGUACAUCAAACAAAGUUAACAUUGUCAGCACCUGCAGAGUUCCAUCAACAGAAAACAGUUGAAACAGCAGCAGUAGGCCCUUUAGAUCCAAAACAACCAAAUUUAUCCACAACCAUUACUACUGCUAUUGACCGUGUUGGAUUCAUAUGUUGUGUAACUACUAUGUUAUUUUUCGCAGCUCCAUUAUCUAAUUUAGUAAGUGGCGUACUGCACACCAAUACAAAUUAUUUAUAAAACAAAUCUUACACAUUUUUUUUUUGAUAAAUUUGUUUUAGAUUCAUGUAAUGAAAACAAAAAAUACAGAAUCAUUACCUAUGCCUAUGAUUGCAAUGACAUUCCUCGUUUCAGCUCAGUGGUUGGUCUAUGGUAAAAUUUUGCGUGACAAGUUUAUCAUGGUAAAUUAUGAGAAAAAUAAAUGUUAUGAUUAAAUUUUUUUAUUAAACUACUAGGAGAACAAGGGAAUUAAAGUAUAAUACAAAUAUGUGCUUUAUACAAUUUUAAAAUAAUUACCUAUGUUCUAAAAAGUUAAGAUAAUACUUUUUUAAAUUAUAAUUAACAAAUAUAAUUUUACAUUAAAACAUAAGUAUACAUUUCAUAACAAUUGGUUUAAAUGAUUAUUUUAUGUACUUUUAUAACAUUGCUAGCCAAUAAAUAAUUAGACAUUUGUCUUAAUUUUAUUUAUUUUAUGUAUAAAAAAAUUAUUAGUAAUAGGCCAUUCAACAAAAUAAAAAUUAACAUAAAUUAAUUAAUGAAUGAAUGUGCCUGGAGGAAUAUGAUAAAUGUAUUAUCAGAUAUAUCACAGUUAAGGUAUAGGUCUUAGUAUAAGUACUAGGUUACAGGGUACAAUUUAUCAUUAAAAAUUUGUAUUUAAGUUUAUAUUUCUAUAUUUUUGUUGUAGUACCCGAAUGCUGUUGGUUGUAUUCUUUCCGCCAUUCAAUUGUCCCUGUUUAUUGUGUAUUCCAAGAGGUCUUCUAUAUUGUCAACUACUGAUCAUCAUAACUAUCACCAUCCAUAUCCCUAUAAUAAAUUAGUAGAUGCAUGAAUUUUGUACAUAACUAUUUUGUCAAAAAUUUAAAAAAAUUGUGCCUAAUAUUGUGGCAUCUUGUACCGUAUAGACUAAUAUAUACUGUCUGCAAUUAUACAAUUAUAUUUAUGAUUAUUUUAUUACUAUAAAUGUAUUUUAA
This is a messenger RNA of Cinara cedri, 5305 nucleotides long. The record is from the annotation of a GenBank genome assembly. Lineage: Eukaryota; Metazoa; Arthropoda; Insecta; Hemiptera; Aphididae.